Molecule: messenger RNA, 807 nt
Organism: Peronospora farinosa
Lineage: Eukaryota; Oomycota; Peronosporomycetes; Peronosporales; Peronosporaceae
Source: the annotation of a GenBank genome assembly
AUGGAGUUAAGUGACUUACCACGUAAUUUAAUCAUAGCGAUACUGCAGUUUGUGGACCAUACGAGUCUGUUACAGCUUGAGAUUGUCAAUCGUCAUGUACGGGACAUUAUUCUACAUGGUGACAUGGGAGGUAUUGGCACAACGUCUGGCUCUUCACCUGUAAAUUCAGAAUUUUCGGUACUGCGUCAAGUUCGAGAAUGUUCUUCAGUGGACCACAUAAACGAGUCAGCCGAUAAUACACUUACAAGGUCACAUUGUGACAUUGGUGUAACAUUACUCCAUCAUAUGGCCGUAGCAGAUGAUCCAGUUCAAUUUGUAGCCAUGGCGAAAAGAUUGCAACGUGUAUGUGGCUGUGCAAGAGAACAGCCAUGUUAUUGGAGCAGUGCUUCCACAUGGGAAUGUACAUCGACGGAUCAUUUGGAUUACAUCUUGUGGGCAAAUUGUCUUGUAAACAGUGUACAAAUUGUACCAUACCGAGUCUUUUGGUAUCCUGAUAGUCCCACGUACGCACCAAAACGGCUCUCCUUUGCACUGUAUGAACUAGGAGAUGACGAUGACGUCGAGACGCUCGUUUAUGAGUCCAUAACGUAUUGUAUUGCCAAUGAUAUGAAGAUGAAAACAUUUGAGCUACCACGUCGAGCUUUUCUGUCUCGAGGAAUUUUACGAUUGAAUUUGUUUGAUCGACAGGAGGAUAUUAGUUCGGGUGUGGCUCGAUGGAUGCAAGAGUUUAAUUUACCUCCCUAUUACACGUGUUUGAGUUAUGUAGGUGUUACGGGAUUGCUGGAAUUUGAGCUAUCGUUGGAGUAG